AUGUGUUUGCCUGUGGGCGAUAGGGUGGGGUAUCUUUGCCAUAAUUGCGAUCGUCUCUUUUUACACAUUCGAACCUAUCAUGGUUCUGUUGAUGCCAUCCCCGAUCCAACCACUGCUGACUCAAACCCUCAUUCCGACUCGGACCCCCAAGAUUUCAAUUUCAAUUUCGACUGUGACCUCAUCAGUGACGACUAUUUUGCUGAUCACAAUGAUCACAAUCCUCACUCAGAAGGACACUCCAAUCCACAUCAAUCACAGUACAUACCUCACCCACAUCUCCAUGGUGAUCCUUGUGACCUUGAAGGCAACCCUCUUCCUCCAAAUGCCCCCAAGCCUGAUCGCUAUGUAGGCCCUCAAGACAGCUGGGCACCCUUUGGCAAUCAAGCUGAAUACUUACUUGCGGACUUCUUGUUCCGAAAAGAGGAGAUGUCUGCCCCCAACAUUGAUUUUCUGAUGGAGUUAUGGGCAUUCAAAGCGGCCAAGUACGAAGAGGACAGCCCAUUCAAAUCUCACCGUGAUGUAUAUGCCACAAUCGAUGCGAUCCGUGUGGGUGACGUGCCUUGGCAAUGUUUCUCUGUAUCACCACAACAUGACCUUGACUCCGACGUGCCCCAGUGGCAACAGACUGAUUAUCAAGUAUGGUAUCGAGAUCCCGAUGCUGUCAUACAGGCCAUGCUGGCAAAUCCUGACUUUGAUGAGCAGUUUGAUUAUACCCCAUAUGUUCAUUAUGACCAGUCGGGGAAGCGGCGUUGGAAGGAUUUCAUGUCUGGCAACUAUGCGUGGCGCAAGGCCGACACCAUAUACGAGAAUGACCCAUCAACGGAAGGAUCCAUGUACGUUGGAGUCAUCCUUGGAAGCGACAAGACAACGGUAUCCAUUGCCACUGGUCAUGUCGAGUAUCAUCCAUUGUAUUUGUUGAUCGGAAAUCCACACAAUUGUGUCAGGCGAGCUCACCCUGAUCGCAAAUAUGAUAACAACGUUCAAUUUCGAACCUUCAAGUGCCAGCUUUAUCAUUCGUCCCUGGCAGCCAUCCUUAAGUCACUUGAAGGUCCAAUGACGAAGCCAAUUGUCCUCAUCUAUGACUUGGCAGCUUUUAUUGCCGACUAUCCUGAACAAGUGAUGCUUGCUGGAAUUGUGCAAAAUUGGUGUGCGAACUUUCCCUUUACAAACAAUUUUCCACGUGCCGAUAUACAUGAAAUGCUGUCACCAGACCUCCUUCAUCAAGUUAUCAAGGGAUGCUUCAAGGAUCAUCUGGUUACUUGGACGGGCGAGUAUCUGAAGGAAGUCCACAGUGAGGCACAUGCCAAUGAGAUCAUCGAUGAUAUAGAUCACCGAAUUGCUGCAACACCAGCAUUCCCUGGCCUGCGAAGGUUUCCCGAAGGUCACCACUUCAAACAAUGGACCGGGGAUGACUCGAAGGCAUUAAUGAAGGUAUACAUCCCUGCAAUUGUGGAGUAUGUUCCUCCCCAGCUUGUUGCAUGCCUCAGCGCAUUCCUGAAUUUUUGCUACCUUGUACGACGGUCCGAACUUGGAGAAGACUCUUUGGCUGAAAUAAAACAGGCCCUACACCAUUUUCACGAGGCCCGCGAGAUUUUUCGUGACUCUGGGGUCCGGCCAAAGGGUUUCGCACUGCCACGUCAGCAUUUGAUGGUACACUAUAUCCGUCUGAUUCAAGAAUUCGGUGCUCCGAAUGGCCUAUGCUCCUCAAUCACCGAGUCUCGCCAUAUCACAGCAGUCAAGAAGCCAUGGUGUCGAUCGAAUCGGUAUGAUGCGCUUGGGCAGAUGCUGCUCACAAACCAGCAUCUUGACAAGCUCACGGCUGCAUAUGUUGACUUUGUGGCACGAGGACUUCUGCCAGCCUCACAUGCACCCCCACCCAGGCGCGGCCUUGACUUCAUGGAUGAGGGUAUCGAGAAUGGUGCACCAGACAUUGAAAGAGUCCAAGGAUCAGUUGUUUUGGCACGCAGCCCUCAUACGUCGUUCUUCAAACGUGGCUAUCCUCGGACACUCGAGACACUCACAGCGCAUCUCCAGCAGCCCAACCUUCCUUUACUUCCUCACGAGUUCCUUUCCAGCCAAUUGAACCCUGGAGCAGCUCUGAUCGACUGGAACGACUUACCACGGAUCGACGGUCCAAUUGCUGUGUUUCAUUCUGCCGUGGCUACUUUCUUGGCACCCAGUGAUGUCUCUGGGACCCACAGCAUGCAUCAGGGACAUCCACGUCAUGAUUGUGUCUUUGUGGUUGAAGACCAGGAAAAGGCUGGAAUGAGGGGUAUGAUUAUUGGGAGGGUCAAGCUAUUUUUUUCGUUUGCUUUUAAGGGUGUGACAUACCCUUGUGCAUUGAUUGACAGGUUUUCACGGAUGGGGAGAGGCCCAGAUUUGAUUACGGGCAUGUGGAAGGUGAAGCCUGAGUCUGUCGAGCAUGUUGACACAAUCCUUCGAAGUGCUCAUCUCAUCCCUGUCUUUGGCAGCGGUCCCCUCCCCGAUGGUUUUCAUUUUGCUCAUUCUCUUGACGUGUUCAAUUCUUACUAUGUAAAUAAGUAUGCAGAUCAUCAUGCACAUGAAAUUGUGUUCUGA
This is a messenger RNA of Suillus paluster, 2577 nucleotides long. RefSeq lists its product as uncharacterized. The coding region runs from base 1 to 2577 and encodes 858 amino acids. The record is from RefSeq and is a predicted model, not a curated record. Lineage: Eukaryota; Fungi; Basidiomycota; Agaricomycetes; Boletales; Suillaceae. The transcript is spliced from 13 exons.